CGUGGGGACACAGAGCUGGUGGGAUCACGCCAUGGCCUGGGCCCCUCUCCUCCUCGCGGUGCUCGCCCACAGCUCAGGUUCCCUGGUCCAGGCAGCGCUGACUCAGACGCCGCCCUCGCUGUCAGCCAACCCGGGAGACACCGUCCGCAUCUCCUGCUCUGGGAGCAGCUACAGCUAUGGCUGGUACCAGCAGAAGGUGCCUGGCACUGCCCCUGUCACUGUCAUCUACUACGAUGACAUCAGACCCUCGGACAUCCCUUCGCGAUUCUCCGGCUCCACGUCCGGCUCCACGGGCACGUUAACCAUCACUGGGGUCCAAGCCGAGGACGAGGCUGUCUAUUACUGUGGUAGCUGGGAUGGCAGCAGCAGUGCUGGUGUAUUCGGGGCCGGGACCAUGUUGACCGUCCUAGGCCAGCCCAAGGUCGCGCCCACUGUGUUCCUCUUCCCGCCGUCCUCGGAUGAGGUCUCGUCCCAGAGCAAAGCCACCCUGGUGUGUCUGAUCUCAGACUUCUACCCCAGCAAAGUGGAGGUGUCCUGGCUGGCUGAUGACAGCCCCAUCACCAGUGGCGUGGAGACCAGCCUGGCCCAGCGGCAGAGCAACAACCAGUACAUGGCCAGCAGCUACCUGACACUGGGUGCUGAUGAAUGGAAGCAGAAAGAGAAGUAUGUCUGCAAAGUCACACACGAGGCUGGCAACGUGGAGAAGGUCCUGAACAGAUCCCAGUGCUAACCUCGUCAGACUUCCCUGCGCCCCAUGGCCCCUCACCAACCCCCUUCCUCUUCCCCACUGCUGAGGGCAGCAGCUCCCCAUCCCCUACUCUGCAGAUGCCUCUCCCUGUGUCCCCAGGUCCCCUGUUCCAGCCCCUCACCCCAUCCUGAGUGUCACAUCAAUAAACACUGACACUGAA
Molecule: messenger RNA, 908 nt
Organism: Colius striatus (speckled mousebird)
Lineage: Eukaryota; Metazoa; Chordata; Aves; Coliiformes; Coliidae
Product: immunoglobulin lambda-1 light chain-like
Exons: 4
Coding region: 32-730 (232 amino acids)
Biological process (GO): immunoglobulin production; immune response
Source: RefSeq, a predicted model, not a curated record